This is a messenger RNA of Aspergillus glaucus CBS 516.65, 2023 nucleotides long. Its product is annotated as WD40 repeat domain-containing protein. The coding region runs from base 104 to 1939 and encodes 611 amino acids. Gene Ontology annotation, biological process: rRNA processing. The transcript is spliced from 4 exons. NCBI's taxonomy places the organism in Eukaryota, Fungi, Ascomycota, Eurotiomycetes, Eurotiales, Aspergillaceae. Gene Ontology annotation, molecular function: protein binding. The record is from RefSeq and is a predicted model, not a curated record. Gene Ontology annotation, cellular component: small-subunit processome; Pwp2p-containing subcomplex of 90S preribosome.
GGACAUUUGCACCUGCAGUAUUUCCCUUACAAUUAUUCUGAUAUUUUGCGAUUCUUACAAUUGACUUAUCUUGGUGUUUAAAUCACACCACCAAUUGACCAAGAUGCCCAAAAUCGCCGUCGCGCAGAAACAGAAAAAGGCCCCGAAGGUCAAGACCAGCUCGCGGUCUCCCUUUGAAAGCGCCAAUGUCAUGACGCAAGACCACAGUGAUGUCGAGAUGGAUAACGACGCAGAGGAAGAUGCGGACGAGGAGGUAGUCCGCGAGAAAGAUGAGACGGAGAAGAAACUCGAGCGCAUGCUUUUCGGAGAUGACGAGGGGUUUCAGGGUGCUUUGAAGAGCCAGCAGGAUCGGGGGUUGAUGGCUUGGGGGGCGAUGAGUGAUGAUGAGAGUGCUAGAGAGGGUGAAGAGGGCGAGGGAAGUGAUGGGGAGGAGAAGGAGCUGGGGGACGUUGAUGAUUCCGAUCUCUUCUUCCUCGACUCCGGAGCGGGCCCUGUCUCUACCGAUCUCGCCGAUUCCGACCCCUCCGACGAAGAAAGCGAAGAUGAAGGCGCGCCUGCGGCGUGGCACGACAGCGACGACGAGAACCUCACCAUUUCUCUGGCGAGCCAUCAGCGAUUGCGCAAGCUGCGCAACACUGAGGCCGAUGAUGUGAUCAGCGGCAAGGAGUAUAUUCGUCGUUUGCGCAGACACUUCCAGCAAUUGAACCCCGUGCCGGACUGGGCGAACCCGGAGGUGAACCAGGCGAAGGACAAGGACAGCGAUGAUUCGGAUAAUGAGAUGGAUACGGAUGACGAGGAGGAGCAGGUUUCUACGCAGCCGCUGGCCAAGUUGCUUCAGAAUGCGACGGAUCUUACCCGUGGCGUGGAGGAGAAUACUGGCCCAGGCGGGAAGAGAAAGUUGCGCCAGGAGGUUGUGGAUAUCCAGAGGUUGAAGGAUAUUGGAAAGGACCAGCCGUCUUCUAUCGACUCCCUCACCUUCCACCCGCACUACCCCGUCCUCCUCUCCUCCGGCCCAGCAUCAACCCUCUUCCUUCACCACAUCUCCCCCUCAGCACCCGCCCCCAACCCCCUUCUCACCUCCCUCCACAUCCGCCGCACGCCCAUUCACACCUCCGCUUUCUCCCACCCAACAGGCACCAAAGUCUUCGCCUCCGGCCGCCGCCGCUACUUCCACAUCUGGGACCUGGACACGGGCAAAGUCGACAAAGUCAACGGCACCGCAGACCGCAAGGAGGAGCAAAAAACCAUGGAACGGUUCAAGCUCUCGCCCUGUGGACGGUAUAUCGGACUCGUUGGAUCAUCGCGAAAGGGCGGUGGUCUCAUCAACGUGCUCGACUCGGGAACCGCGCAGUGGGUUGCGCAGGUGCGCGUUGACGGCCGCGGAGGUGUCGCUGAUUUCGAAUGGUGGAGCGACGGCGAGGGUAUGACGGUUGUCAGCAAGAACGGUGAAGUCUCCGAAUGGGACGCGAGAUCGAACCGUAUCGUCGCACGCUGGGUCGACGCCGGUGCCGUGGGUACCACGGUGCUGAAGCUCGGUGGAAAGAAUGGUCCUGCGCAGCUCGGUGGUGAUAGAUGGGUUGCUGUGGGGAGUUCGAGUGGUGUUGUUAACGUCUAUGACCGACGGGAGUGGAUCAACAAGAAGGCUGAAAACGCUGGAAUCCCGCGCAACCCAACCCCCGUGCGUGCGCUGGACCAGCUCACCACGCCUAUCAGCCAUCUAGUAUUUGCGCCGGAUGGUCAGUUCUUGGUCAUGGCUUCUCGGUGGAAGAGAGAUGCGUUGAGAUUGGUUCACCUCCCCACCUGCACCGUUUACCGUAACUGGCCUACAUCGAAUACGCCCAUGGGCCGGAUCUCGUCGGUGGCUGUCUCGCCCAACUCGGAGUUGUUGGCUGUUGCGAAUGAGCAGGGGCGGAUUCGGUUAUGGGAGAUUCGGGGGUAAUUUCCUCGACUUGGUUUUUGGAAUGCGUAUAGAGUUGUUUACUUAUUAUGGUAAAAAUGCAUACAAACUUGAUUUUCUCGACGC